Cicer arietinum (chickpea) is the source of this 1084-nucleotide messenger RNA. Its product is annotated as ethylene-responsive transcription factor ERF114. The record is from RefSeq and is a predicted model, not a curated record. Gene Ontology annotation, biological process: ethylene-activated signaling pathway; regulation of DNA-templated transcription. Gene Ontology annotation, molecular function: DNA binding; DNA-binding transcription factor activity. Lineage: Eukaryota; Viridiplantae; Streptophyta; Magnoliopsida; Fabales; Fabaceae.
AAAUCUAUUUCAUUGUUAGAUUAAUAUAAUUAGGAUCAUAUUUUAGAUGAACAAAAUAAGAAAUAGUUAAGAAUACAUUUGAUCGAUUGCAUGUUAUAUAUAUUAAAGUAAUUAAUUAGGUGUAUUACCGAUCAAGAUGGAUAAAAAGAAUAAAAGUAGUUGGGAAGAAGAAGAAGAAGAAGAGGAGGAGAAUUUAUUUCCAGUAUUUUCUGAAAGGUCAGAGCAAGAUAUGUCAGCUAUAGUAUCUGCCCUUACUCAAGUCAUGGGCGGCAACAAUAAUAAUAGUGACAUGCAUCAAUCUUCUAAUUCCCACUCAAAUUUUAUCCAUAAUAAUAAUAUCAAUCAACAACAACCACAGCAACAAGAACAAGAUCAAGGGAGUGAAAGAAGAAGACACUAUAGAGGAGUGAGACAGAGGCCAUGGGGAAAAUGGGCUGCAGAGAUUAGGGAUCCGAAGAAGGCGGCUAGGGUUUGGCUUGGAACCUUUGAAACUGCUGAGGCUGCAGCUGUUGCCUAUGAUGAAGCUGCUCUGAGAUUCAAAGGAAGCAAAGCUAAACUCAAUUUUCCAGAAAGGGUUCAAAGUUCAACAGAUCAAUUUGCAUACCACCAGCUUCAACAACAAUCUGUUCCACACUUUUCUCAACAAACAUAUCCAAAUAUUAUUCCUUUUCACCCUCCUUCUGCUAGUAACAACUUCAAUCAUGAUAAUAUGCUUCGUUUCUAUCACCAAUUAUCAACUGCAUCUUCUUCUUCUUCUUCUUCUUCUGGUUUAUCUCAGCAGCAGCAACAAGAGCUUCUCAGAUUGUCAAUGCAAUUUGGUGGUUCCUCUUCUUCUUCUUCUAAUUCAGCUUCUGACCCUGCUAGGAAUUGGAGGGAUGACAUGGAUCGAUGAUGGUAGGCACUGAUCUAUAUAUAUGAUCAUAAAAAUACAUGUGUGAUUUCUUUCUUUCUUGUUUCUUGUUUCUUGUUUCUCAAGGCAUUUCAUGUUUUUAUUUACUAUUUUAUGUUGUCAAUUCAUUUUGUCUGAAGAAGUAUAUGGGACCAUAACAGAAAGAUAGAUAAAGUUUAAACAUAUUCGACUUUA